GUUAGCCAUGUGGAACACACAAGUCGGUACACUUUGUUUCUAACUUGUUAUCUCGGUGUACUCCGUUUAUUUUAGACUAACUUAUUUAUAGGUUGUUAGGAAUGAAUUAUCGGCUCGCGCGGUGUUGUUAGCUAACCGGACUGUUUUUACAUUUUCACCAAAAGGACGCUGUUUUUCAUCAAAGUGGAUAUCAUCCUCCGUUAACAUUCUAGUAGAACUUUUUGUACGGCGGGGUUUUGUUUUUACCUUUUAACUGAAACGUGUUUUUUUCCCAAUUUAAAUAAGUGUUAGUAAAGUUUUUUCGUGUGUGUGUGUUAGUAAAGUAGUUUUAACUUAGAUAAGUGUCUGUGAGGUGUGUGUCGUCGCCAUGGAGAAGGACAACUGUCACUCAGCAUCGGUGGAGCAUCCAAACCCGUUUGUUCACCGUGUGAAGCUGACCAAGGCCCAGAGGAUCAGGGGCAUUAUUUUGGGAAGUAUUCUUUUUCCUUUACGUGUCGUUGGUGCUGCCUUUUUCUUCCUCGUCAUGUGGCCUCUCGCACGACUACGCCUGGCUGGCCUGUCCCAAGAAGAGCGUUCUCAGCCAGUCACAGGCUGGCGGCGCUGGGUCUUCCACCCGAUCAUCUGGUUCCUGAGCCGAUGCGUUUUCUUCUCCCUGGGCUUCCUAUGGGUGAAGGUUAAAGGUCGCAGGGCAGACCUGAAGGAGGCGCCAGUGCUGGUGGUUGCACCUCACAGUGGCUUUCUAGACAUGCUGGUCCUGUGUCCAGCUCAGCUUGCAACAGUCGUGUCGCGGUCGGAGAACACCAGCCUGCCAGUGAUAGGCGCUCUCCUGGAGUUCAACCAGUCAGUGCUGGUGAGCAGAAAAGAUCCAGAGUCGAGGAAAAAGGCAGUGACCCAGCUCACAGAAAGACUGACGUCCAAUGGCUACUGGCCUCAGAUGCUGAUGUUUCCUGAGGGAACAACAACUAAUGGAAAGGCUCUCAUCAAGUUUAAACCAGGUGCAUUUCUUGCUGGAGUCCCGGUUCAGCCUGUUUUGUUGCAUUACCCCAACAAGCUGGAUACGGUCCGCUGGACGUACAAAGGCACAACAUGGACUGAGGCUCUCUGGCACACUACAUCACAGCUCUACACUAACAUGACUGUUGAGUUUCUGCCAGUUUACAACCCCUCUGAGGAAGAGAAAAAUGACCCAAACCUGUAUGCAGACAACGUUCAGAAACUCAUGGCCAAGGCCCUUGGAGUUCCGGCUACAGACUACGUAAUGGAGGGUGGAGUUCCUGUCAGCAAAAUGGGUGGUCUCUCUCUCCCAAUGGAGUCACCUGCCAGGCAAACACUCUCACUGAUGCACCAAAAUGGCCUGGGACCAUCAGAUGUAGAAGCAGCCCUCGACAGAAUGAUUGACAGGUGUCAAUCAGAACCUCAAGGGUCAAGGACCAGUGCAGAGGAACUCCUGUCUAUUAUUGGUCUGAUGGAGAGGCAAACGGCUGUUGACAUCUGUGGUCUUUACUCAAAGGAUGAAUCUGUGGAUCUCAGACAGGUCUAUGUGAGUGUUGCAGCCAUUUCUGGAUUUGUCUCCUUAAAGUCACUCCUUCACACAGCUUUCAGAUUGUUUAACAAAGACGGCAGAGGCACACUGAGUGCAGAGGAGCUGUCUGACCUCAUGGGGGCACUGUUGGGUGUUCCUCAACACCACACCGCCGAGCUGUACAAGGAAACCUCCAGUCACGGCCCAGUAACUGAAGACAAUCUUCUGCGAGAGCUGACCACCCAUCCAACCUACCAGAGAGUGAUCCGCGAAUACCUGCACUCUAAAGAGGUGGACCCCCAGUCGCCAAUCACCACACUGUCCAAUGGAAAGACUGUGAACAACAACAGAAACAUGCACAACGCCAACGGAUCCUUCCAUUGCGGAAAGAAGUUUGACUAAGGACUUUUUGGAGGAUUAAAUGAAAACUGGAUUCUGCAUUUUACAAAAUGUUCAGUUUCCUUUCGUUCUCAGACAGAAAAGUAAAACAGGACAGUUUAAGCCAAAAAAAAA
Messenger RNA from Sphaeramia orbicularis (orbiculate cardinalfish), 2035 nucleotides. RefSeq names its product lysophosphatidylcholine acyltransferase 4 (gene lpcat4). Lineage: Eukaryota; Metazoa; Chordata; Actinopteri; Kurtiformes; Apogonidae. Gene Ontology annotation, cellular component: endoplasmic reticulum. The transcript is spliced from 13 exons. Gene Ontology annotation, biological process: phosphatidylcholine acyl-chain remodeling. The coding region runs from base 368 to 1924 and encodes 518 amino acids. Gene Ontology annotation, molecular function: 1-acylglycerophosphocholine O-acyltransferase activity; calcium ion binding; lysophosphatidic acid acyltransferase activity. The record is from RefSeq and is a predicted model, not a curated record.